Molecule: messenger RNA, 916 nt
Organism: Jatropha curcas
Lineage: Eukaryota; Viridiplantae; Streptophyta; Magnoliopsida; Malpighiales; Euphorbiaceae
Source: RefSeq, a predicted model, not a curated record
UCCCAUUUUCCUUCUCGCUACAAUGUAUACCAGAUUCCAAAUCAAAGCCCUGCAUUAGGUCUCAAAACACCCCCGCCAAUUGGUUGCGGGUCAUUUAAGCAUCCUUAAUUAACAAAAUCUUCUAGUUACCUUUUGUUUUAUUUCCUGUCAUUCCUAAGAUUUUCUCUAAUCUUAUCAAUUAUCACCUUCCAAGAAGUAACACCUCUUGCACUUUUUUCUUAUCUAAUCACCUUCUACGAAAAUCAUCCUUCCGUACCUUUAUAUAAAUCCUACCAAGAAUAGUUCAGUACAUAAACUUUUCAACAUCCACAAACAAUCAUUUCCUUUCUUCUUCUGGGUAUUUCUUCUUUUUAGCUAUGGAUGUACUUGGUGUUAACAUGAAGAACAAAAGACAAGCAAAAAGAAGUAAAAAGGCAAUCAAAGUUGUUUACAUAUCCAGCCCUAUGAAAGUUCAGACCAGUGCUUCAAAAUUUAGGGCUCUUGUGCAAGAACUCACCGGAAAAGACUCCGAUGCUGCUCGUUUUAUGGACGUUAAUGGUGGUGAUCAAAACUUGAACUCUUCUCCUGAAAUUCUUGACCAAACAGGCGUAGAUGGGCAAGGAUCUUUCGUUCCUAGUUUGAUGAACUCUUGCAAUGAUUCUUCUUCAACGUCUCCUGAUUCGGAUUUCGUAUUCGAAUCUUUGGAUAGAUAUUUGCCGCCUAUGGAAGGGAGCUUUAUGAGCAUGUUUCAAUCGAAUCUUUUCCAUGAAUAUUCUUCUCAUGAGUUAGAUGUGUUUAACUAGAACAGCUUUUAGGUAUGCAUUGUAAGUUUUGUUUGUUUUGGCCAUUAAUUCUUGAUUUCGUAUCAUAUAUAUGUAUAUUAAUAUAUAUAGAAGUUAAUACUAAAUUACUAAUAACAGUUAUUAAAUUUUGAUCU